AACCCAUUUACUUUCACAUAUCUUUCAUCUUCUACAUCCUGAAAAAAGGAAAACUGAUAUUUCACCACCAUUCCGAUUCCAUUCUUUGCGAUCUCAGGUAUAUGUUACAUAAAAAAGAAGAAUGGCAAUAAACAACCAUUUUGUUUACAAAGAUUUAGAAGGGACAUCAACACAAUGGGAUGAUAUCCAAAGAAAGCUUGGAAAUUUGCCUCCUAAAGCUCCUGUUUUCAAACCCGACCCGUUUACGCCUGCAGAAGAUGAAGAUUCCAAACCUAAAGAUAAGAAUUGGAUUGAUCACAAGACUGAAGAGGAACUCGAAGAUUUAGAGGAUGAUUUAGAUGACGAUCGGUUUCUCGAAGAGUACAGGAGAAAGAGGCUAGCAGAGAUGAAACAAGUAGUGAAAAUUGCAAAGUUUGGGUCGAUCAUACCCAUUUCUGGUUCAGAUUUUGUGCGUGAGGUAUCACAAGCUCCUUCAGAUGUGUGGGUGGUUGUCAUUUUAUACAAAGAUGGGUCCCCUGGAUGUGGAGUUCUGAUGCAAUGUCUGGAAGAACUAGCAACAAUGUACUCAGCAACAAAGUUUGUUAAGAUUAUAUCAACUGAAUGUAUUCCGAAUUAUCCUGAUUGCAAUCUUCCAACUGUGCUGGUCUACAAUAAUGGUGCUGUGAAGGCAAAUUAUGUGGGUUUAACUACUUUUGGUCGGAGAUGCACUCCAGAAGGCGUUGCUUUGGUUCUUUGUCAGUCAGAUCCUGUUCUUAAUGAUGGACAGACUGGUGGUGAAGCUUCUAGAGAAGCUGUUCUUGAAGGAGUCAGAAGGAGAUUCAUAGAGAAAGUGGUUACAAAAUAUGAAAAUGAUGACGAUGGGUCUUCAAGUGACUAAAAAUUGGGAUCUUUUUGAGCUGCUUCUUCUUUAUGCCUGAGUUAUAGGUUGUGGUUUCUCUUGUCUCUGUAACUCUAUAAGUGCUUUUCCAAUUAUGUAUUUUUUUUAGGUCACAAAACCUGAACCAUGCAUGCAAGUUUGUAAACCAGUUUGAUAAAUGGAAAAUAGUUUAAAGGAUAA
Molecule: messenger RNA, 1057 nt
Organism: Erigeron canadensis
Lineage: Eukaryota; Viridiplantae; Streptophyta; Magnoliopsida; Asterales; Asteraceae
Product: phosducin-like protein 3
Exons: 5
Coding region: 122-877 (251 amino acids)
Biological process (GO): protein folding
Cellular component (GO): cytoplasm
Source: RefSeq, a predicted model, not a curated record